Molecule: messenger RNA, 717 nt
Organism: Nelumbo nucifera (sacred lotus)
Lineage: Eukaryota; Viridiplantae; Streptophyta; Magnoliopsida; Proteales; Nelumbonaceae
Source: RefSeq, a predicted model, not a curated record
AUGGAUGCAAUCACCCUGGAAAUCAUCUUGGAGCCUCUUCCCCCACAGUUCAAGGCUCCUACACUAGAAACAUACGACGGGAGCACCGACCCCGAUGACCACCUAGAGGGUUUCAGGGCGCUCAUGAUACUAUACGRCUAUUUCGAUGCCUUGACGAGCCAAACCUUCCAGGGCAUCUUUAGGGGGGCCGCUCGCCACUGGUUCUCCAGCCUUCCUCCUCGAUCAAUCCGCUCGUGGGAGCAAUUCACAACCUUGUUCCUCUCCCGCUUCAUCAGCAGUAGACGAUGCCAGAAGAGCAUAGUCUCUCUGAUGUCGCUCAAGCAGGAGCUGGGUGAAAGCCUGCAGUCUUAUAUCGACCGAUUUAAGAGAGAAGACCUCAAAGUUCGAGACCUUGACCCUAUGGUCUCCAUUCACGCAGCCAUUAACGGACUUUGCCCCGGUUCGGCCUUCAAGUGCUCAGUUGCCAAGACCCCGCCGAAGACUAAACUCGAAUUCUUCAAGAAGGCCCAAAAAUACAUCGCGGCCGAAGAGGUUUCGGCCAGGGACGACCGAGAAAGGGUGGCCGAGUGCCAUGACAGUCCCCCAAAGAAAAAGAUGAAAGGUGGAGACCAGCGCCACCCCGGCAACCAUGGCGACAAAGACAACAAGAAGCCAUUGGCUCUGGCCUUGGCUUACAAGGACAACAUGCCACUAAACUCCACCCGCACCAAAUACUGA